This is a messenger RNA of Knipowitschia caucasica, 1305 nucleotides long. NCBI's taxonomy places the organism in Eukaryota, Metazoa, Chordata, Actinopteri, Gobiiformes, Gobiidae. The record is from the annotation of a GenBank genome assembly.
AUGCACCUCAGUGUUGGAUCUUUGGGGGCGCAUUUUUUUUGGGUGUGUGUGUGUGGGGGGGGGGGGGGGGGGGGGGGGGGGGGGGGGGGGGGGGGGGGGGGGGGGGUGGGGGGGGGGGGGGGGGGGGGGGGGGGGGAUGGCCGUCCUCUGUAUGUCUUGCGCCUGGGGCAAAUGGACACAAAGGGGCUGGUGCGAGCUCUGGGAGAGGAAGUGUUACUCAAACAGGUGCUGUCACUGAACGAAGAAGGACUGCGGCGCUGCGAGGAGAACACCAGAGUUUUUGGCCGGCCUGUCAGCUGCUGGACCUGUCUGGUGGACCUGGAGGGCUUGAACAUGCGCCACCUCUGGAGACCGGGCAUCAAGGCUCUGCUCCGGAUCAUCGAGGUGGUGGAGGCCAACUACCCAGAGACCCUGGGCAAACUUUUAAUUGUGCGAGCGCCCAGGGUCUUUCCGGUCCUGUGGACACUGGUCAGUCCCCUGAUUGACGACAACACACGCAAGAAGUUUCUGGUCUACGCAGGGAAUGACUACCAAGGUCCCGGAGGACUGGUCGACUACAUCAACGCAGAGUCCAUCCCAGACUUUUUAGGAGGAGACUCGAUGUGUGACAUUCCCGAGGGCGGGAUGGUGCCUAAGUCUUUGUACAGGACGGCGGAGGAGCUGGAGAGUGAGGAGUACCGACUAUUAACUGAUUCUAUUUACAAAAGUGCCUCCAUCUUCAAAGGAGCUCCUUAUGAGAUGCUAAUUGAGAUUUCCGAGGCCUCGUCCGUGAUCACGUGGGAUUUUGACGUGUCCAAAGGCGACGUGCUCUUCCAUCUGUACCACUCCAAACGGGCCCCUCAGCCUCAGAGGAAAGAGGCGCUGGGGGCCCACGGGAUCACCUCACUGGGGGCCAUGAAUACACCACUCAUAGACAAGAGCUGGGUGCUGGGAAAGGACUACAGCAUGGUGGAAAAGGCCCUCCUCUGCAGGGAGGGCGAGAGCGUGCAGGGCUCCCACGUGACACGCUGGCCCGGCUUCUACAUCCUGCAGUGGCGCUUCCACAGCUCCGCAGCCUGCACCGCCUCCUCUCUGCCCCGAGUGGACGACGUGCUGGCCUCUCUGCAGGUCUCCACCCACAAAUGUAAAGUCAUGUACUACACCGAGGUGCUGGCGUCUCACGACUUCAGAGGCUCCAUGAGCAGCUUGGCCUCCAGUCACAGCGGUUUCUCCCAGCUCAGCGCCAUGACCACCUCCUCUGGCCAAUCACUGGGCAGCUCUACCUCUUCCAGCCAAUCACAGGCCAGUUCAACCCUGUCCAGGUAG